CGAAGUCCAGUGUCCCUGCUUCUGUGCCCCAUAUCCCCGCCAGAAUGAGAGACAACAAUAGCAGCCCAAGGGUUGCCGUCAUAGGCUUAGGCGCACUUGGCCUGGUAACACUCAAGGAUUUGGCCGAAGAGGGGUUCGAAGUGGUAGGUUUCGAGCGCAACAGCUAUGUCGGAGGACUGUGGCACUUCACAGAAGAGGACAAGACCUCAGUCCUCCCAGAGCAUUUCCGGUUGCUGAUGGUCACUGCCACACAUGGCUGCUUUACAGACUUCCCGUUCCCCGACGAAACUCCGAGUGGCUGCCCUGCUGGCGAGGUGGACAAAUACCUCGAGAGCUACGCCGACCACUUCGGCCUGCGACCCAAGAUCCGCCUCAACACUGAUGUCACCCGCGUGACACGCGACGAUGCUCGCGAGAAGUGGGUUGUGGAUAUCGACGGCUCGGCCAGCGAACUGUUCGACAAGGUUGUCAUUGCGACGGGAGUCAAUCAGAAGCCGCACAUUCCGGUCUUCAAGGGGUUCGAGUUGUUUACCGGGGACAAGGUCCACUCUCGGGCUUAUAAGAGGCCUAAAGUCUUCAAGGGAAAGAACGUGCUGGUGAUUGGGUUGGGAAACUCAGGUGCCGAUACUGCAGUGUCGCUCGUGGGCCACGCAAAGAAUAUAUAUCUUUCCCACAGAGAGGGCGCUUACAUCCUCCCUCGGACGGUCAAAGGCCGAUCCAUCGACCACAGCCUCACCGCGCGCGUAUGCAAGACAGCGUCUUCACCAUCCGGAUUAGAAUGGGGCCUAUCCCCCGCGCCCUCGCUCAAGUACACCAUCCCCGUCGUGUCCGACGAGCUCAUCCACGCGCUCUCGUCCGGCGCCGUCGACUCGACAACGGCCCUGCGCCCCCCCUCGCGCCGCCUCGACGACAUCGACGCCGUGGUCCUGUGCACGGGCUACCGGACCGACUUCGGCCUCGUGGAGCGCCGCUUCGACCCGACGCGCGCCACGACGCCGCGCUGGGCCGCCGCCCCCGGGUCGCGCGGCAAGCCGCUGCCGCGCCUGUACCGCAACGUCUUCUCGCUGGACCGCCCGGCGGAGCUGGCGUUCAUGGGGUGCGCCGCCUUCGCGUCGCCCCGCGUUCCAGCUGCGUGGAAGGCGGGGGGUGGGGCGGCGCUGCUGCUGCCUGCGCGGGAGGAGAUGGAGCGCGCGAUUGACCGGCAUCAUGAGUGGAUUUCUGGUGUUGCGGAGCGCGUGAAUGUGUUCCCCAGCAUCGUCGAGGGGCCCGAGUGGAUGGCCUGGGCGGACCGCACGGCCGGCACUCGCGUCGACGAGUACCUGGGCUGGGGCUGGAAGGGCUGGUGGUUCUGGCUGACCGACUACCGGUUCUGCAACCUGCUCAUGUCGGGCGUGUACAGCCCGCAUCUCUACCGGGUGUUCGACGGCCGGCGCAAGAAGUGGGACGGGGCGAGGGAGGAGAUCGAGAAGGUGAAUAGGAGGAUUGCGGAGAAGCCGAAGACUGCGUGAUGGGAUAUAUUGAGGGAACGACCGAAUUAUUAAAUUUAUUAUUGCCCCUGGUUCC
This is a messenger RNA of Phialemonium atrogriseum, 1563 nucleotides long. RefSeq names its product monooxygenase aurF. The record is from RefSeq and is a predicted model, not a curated record. The transcript is spliced from 9 exons. The coding region runs from base 45 to 1508 and encodes 487 amino acids. NCBI's taxonomy places the organism in Eukaryota, Fungi, Ascomycota, Sordariomycetes, Cephalothecales, Cephalothecaceae. Gene Ontology annotation, molecular function: NADP binding; N,N-dimethylaniline monooxygenase activity; flavin adenine dinucleotide binding.